This is a messenger RNA of Annulohypoxylon truncatum, 4295 nucleotides long. Its product is annotated as P-loop containing nucleoside triphosphate hydrolase protein. The record is from RefSeq and is a predicted model, not a curated record. The transcript has 4 exons. The coding region runs from base 296 to 4141 and encodes 1281 amino acids. Gene Ontology annotation, molecular function: ATP hydrolysis activity; ATP binding. NCBI's taxonomy places the organism in Eukaryota, Fungi, Ascomycota, Sordariomycetes, Xylariales, Hypoxylaceae.
CCUACCUAGGUACGUAGAUGGCUUCUCACCUACAGAUUCCCGGGAAGCAAAGCCUUCACCAGACACGUAUAGGUAAUCUGCCUUGCCUGUUGUGCAUGCUUUGCUGGCGGCAUACUCAUCUACCCCUUCUAAGCACCAGCUCUGCUUUAGGCAGUAUAGAUAUUUCGGAAAGGUCCUCGAUUAAUGUUCCCUUUCAUCCGUACCACCUAGAAAUUGCAAGAUCACUUUUCUUUAUUAGAUACACAUCCAUUCUUCGAAUAUCUCCCCCUUUGAGAUCCUCGAUAUAUCGUAAACAAUGCCGUCAUCGGCCUCACAAGAGGUUGGACCAGCGAUGUCAGAGCCAGUUGCAACACCACCCGCUGUCGUUAUCGAUACAAGCCUAGAAUAUCCCACCAAUAUUACGGCACCCAUGGCACCUAAUAAGGUUCAAUCCCCGAUCGAUACCUUGGUUGUUGAUCCCAAGAUUACUUCAAUAUCGGGCUGUAGCUUUAUGCUAAAGAUCACUGUGUCUCCCGAUUCCGCGUUGAGCUCCCGUCCCGACACUCCUCAUAGCCGUAUGUCCACCGGAGAACCAGAUACAUCAUCGGAGUCGGACGCCAGCUCAGAAGCAGACGACAAUGAAGUUACACUUUCACCCCAAUCCUCCAUCCAUAGCUCUUCUGAUAGCGAUAAGAUACCCGAAAUAGUACUCCCACCUGCCAGUCAAGAAUUGUACAGACACUUACAGCAGCGUCGAAAGGGGUCAACACUGGUAGAUGAAACAUGGUCCUAUCACAAUUCACCGACUCUUCAGCCUUCGUCUGACCAAUCAUCUCAGUCGUGUCCGAGUUCUCCUCCAUUGGACUCAGUGAAACAUGACGCCGCCACUAGCCAGGCUACUAAUCCGACUUCUCACGGUGUGAAUCCGUUCGGGCCCACAACAUCCAGAGCUAGCCAAGAGUGGAUUUUUAGAAAGCUACUCGACGGGGAAACCAACCAAGUCCUUGACAUGCUAAUGCAAUAUCAAGGACUAGAGGAAGUCAAGCAACAAUUCCUGGAUAUCAAAUCCAAGGUUGAUUGCUGUAGAGACCAAGGCCGAGAUCUGAAAUCAGAGCGCUUUAACAUUGUCUUCCAAGGGAACCCUGGGACAGGUAAAACAACAAUCGCUCGCUUGUAUGCCAACUUCCUCCACAGUCUAGGCAUUCUCGGAUCCAACCAUGUGCAAGAAAUGAGCGGCAUCAAAGUAACGACCAAAGGCGCCGUGGGAAUCCAGCAGGAGCUUGAUACAUUGUUAAUAAUGGGCGGCGGCGUCCUGUUUGUGGACGAAGCUUAUCAGUUGACUGCUCCGUACGUUGAUGGCGUCGGACGACCGGCUUUGGACAUAAUCCUUUCGGCGAUGGAAAAUAAUAUUGGCAAACUUGUUGUCAUAUUUGUUGGCUACAAGGACGAGAUGGUAUCGUUCUUUGAACAUAACCCCGGGCUAAGUAGCCGGAUCCCCUAUACAAUGAACUUCACUGAUUUCUCUGACGGGGAGCUCUGGAAGAUACUAUGCGACAAUAUUACGAAACAGUACGGCGGAAGAAUGCAAAUUGAAGGCGGUAUGGACGGGCUAUACAUGCGUAUUGCUAUUCGUCGACUUGCUCAAGUCCGCGGCAGCAGAAGCUUUGGCAAUGCACGCGCGGUCGAAAAUCUCCUAGCUAGGAUAUCGCAGCGACAGGCACAGCGUCUAACAAAGGAGAAAAGAUAUAACAGAAAGCAGAACUAUCUACUCUUCAAGAAGGAGGAUUUGAUUGGUCCGGAUCCAGCAACUGCCGCUCACAACAGCGAGGCGUGGGCUCAGCUACAUAAACUCAUCGGACUCGACCAAGUCAAGGAGUGCGUGAAAAGCAUGAUAGGGAUGAUGAGGCUUAAUUACCGCCGCGAGUUGCGUGAGCGUCCCCCUCUCAAAUUCUCGCUAAAUCAGUUGUUUGUGGGUAAUCCAGGCACUGGAAAGACAACAGCAGCCAGGUUAUAUGGUCGAAUUCUAGCCGACUUGGGUUAUCUCAGCCACGGCGAUUUGGUCUUAAAAACCCCAGCCGACUUCAUCGGCGAGUGCCUCGGAAAGUCCGAGGCAAAGACAAGAAAGGUCCUAGAGGCAACCGUUGGCAAAAUCCUGGUAAUUGAUGAGGCUUAUAUGCUUGACGCCGGCGAUCCCGACAAAGAUCAGGACAAGUUCAAAACCGGAGUAAUCGAUACGUUGGUGUCGAUGGUCCAAGGAGUCCCCGCAGAGGACCGGUGCAUCGUUCUCAUCGGCUAUGAGAAUAAGAUCAGAAACAUGUUCCACAACGUCAAUCCAGGUCUCUCACGCCGCUUCCCAAUCGAGCGGCCUUUUCGUUUCGAAAACUUUGACCUUCCACAGCUAGAGAAGAUCUUGAGACUGAAGAUGAAUGAGCAGAAGCUUGAAUACACAGAUCAUUCUAUAAGAGUCGCUUGUGAAGUUCUCGAAAGGUCACUGAUGCGCCCGAACUUCACGAAUGCCGGUGAGGUGGACAGCCUUCUAUCCACGGCCAAGAUGAACUACGAAAUGAGACUAUCAAAGAUGUCCCCUGAAUCUUUAGACAUUGACAUAGAGGUUGUGGCAGCGGACUUCGAUCCGAACCACGACAGAGGGUCGCAACUCGAUUGCCGUAAGCUAAUGGAAGGUCUGGUGCACAGCACUAUUACCGACAAACUCGUUGGGUACCAGAAGCAAUAUUUUGGGGCAAAGAGCCUUGGAAUAAACCCGAGGGAUCAAGUCCCGACGAGGUUUAUCUUCAAAGGACCUCCAGGUACGGGGAAAACCACCACUGCCCAGAAAAUGGGAGAAAUCUUCUACAGAAUGGGGUUUUUAGCGACGCCCGAGGUAGUCGAAUGUUCCGCGGCCGAUCUACUGGGUCAAUAUGUCGGUCAUACCGUCCCUAAAACACGAAAGAAACUUCAGGAGGGUAUCGGGCGAGUUCUCUUCAUCGACGAAGCCUACCGACUUAUAUACGGCCAAUACGCUGCUGAAGCAGUUGAUGAGCUAGCCCAGUUCCUAGGUCAAAAGGAGAAUGAAGGCAAGAUGGUUGUGAUCCUUGCUGGCUAUCCGGCAGACGUACAACUUCUCAUGUCAACUCGACCAAACAUCGGAGGUCUUUUCCCAGAAGAUAUCAUCUUCAACAAUAUCCCUCCUGGAGACUGCAUUGCGUUGCUUGCUAAGGAAUUUGAGCUGAGCAAUUUCACGAGCGAAGCAGGCUUUCUCACAGACUCAGGCUCACCAGAUUACGUCAAGGUCAAGAGGCUUUUCAACGCCAUGCAACUUAUUCCUGGUUGGAGCAACGCCCGCGAUGUAAGAAACUUAUCGAAGCGAAUAGUCGGGAAAUUCCUUGAACAUACCAACGACUCUACCAACAAGUCUACCAACAACCAGCUGCAUAUCUUGUCCGCUGAACACAUCACAAACUGUAUGCGGGAGAUGAUCACGCAGCAGAGAGACCGUUGUAUCGUCACGGGAGCAAACGACAAUGUGUAUAUGCCGCAACAACCACCUAUGAGAGCCAACUCUAACCAUGGGCUGUUAAACCCGCAACUGGCAUCACCACCUCCUCUCACUAGCACUGACAUUCGCACCCCGGGAACAGGGAAUGCAUACUCUGCUACGAACAGUGGUGCUUCAACUGGAACACGCAUUCAGGAUCAGACUCAUUCUUCUAUGUCUCAAGUCAAUGCGGUGUACACACAAACAAAUAGGACCCGGGUUGAUCGAAAUAUCCAAGGGGGCAGCCCAGAGAGUGCAAACAUGCGCGAAGGAGGUGUCUCUGAGGACAUCUGGCAAGAGCUUCUCAAGGCGAAGAAGAUCGAAAACGCCCAGCAUAAUCAGCGCAAAACUGAAAUCGAGAAGCUGCAACGCGCUUUGCAAGAAGCCGAAAGCGAUACGUCUGGGGGAACCGGGGGGCGCGGUAACGAUACGGAUUGUGAUGCCAUCCGAGACCAGCUGUCAGCGAUCCAGCAACGCAUGCAAGAUGAAGAAAGAGUACAGGCGGCCAUUGGAGAGAUGAAUCGAUGCGUUAAUGGGUUUGCUUGGCACCGAGUUGCAGGAGGCUAUCGGUGCGACGGUGGAAUGCACCUUGUGACUGACAUGGAAGUCCAGUCGAGAUUGGUAUAAUGGCGAACUUUCCGAUGCCCAGAUACUAGCAUCAAAACGUUUUUUCCAGAAUUGCAUCAGUGCCGAUUCAGAAAAAACCAUUUGUAUAGUAAUAGCAAAUAGUUAAAUGAGGCCUGAAUGAAGAUAUGACAUAAACUCGAACAAAGGUAAACUA